Molecule: messenger RNA, 3216 nt
Organism: Camelus dromedarius (Arabian camel)
Lineage: Eukaryota; Metazoa; Chordata; Mammalia; Artiodactyla; Camelidae
Gene: SYT15
Product: synaptotagmin 15B
Exons: 6
Coding region: 292-1488 (398 amino acids)
Biological process (GO): cellular response to calcium ion; regulation of calcium ion-dependent exocytosis; synaptic vesicle endocytosis
Cellular component (GO): plasma membrane; exocytic vesicle
Molecular function (GO): syntaxin binding; phosphatidylserine binding; clathrin binding
Source: RefSeq, a predicted model, not a curated record
ACGGCAGCAUGCCAGAUGCCAUCACAAAGAAACCCCAGCAUCCUCACCACAGCUAUGGGGCAGGCAUUAUGAAGCCCAUUUUCCAGCUGGGGAAACUGAGGCUCAGAGGCUAUAAAUAACAGGUCCAGAGAGCACAACUGGUAAGUGGCAGAACCCAAGCAGGCCGACUCCAGAGGCGGUGCUCCUUCUCCAACUCACCACAGCUGUGGGCAGGCAGAUGCGUCAGCUCUGGCUGUGUGUGUGUGUGUGUGUGUGUGUGUGUGUGUGUGUGUCCCGGUGAGGGCCUAGAAAAUGAUGCUGUUGCCUUCUCCCGGCUCCUGCUGGCUUUUUCUCCUCCAGCACCUGGCCCUUAACCCUUCCAGGCUGAGUGCUCAGAGGCCACAUCAUUCAUUCACUUGCUACCUACAUGUCAUCUCACUGCCUCUGGACAGGCCACCUGGUAUGCUGUUCGUGGUGCCCCCUUCCCUCCAAAGCCAAGACUGGAUGGCCCUGAGCAGCAGAGUGUGGGCCCAGGUUCCACAGGACCCCCGCCCAGCCCCGGAGCUCCUGCCCCAUGCCACUGGCAGCAAUCUUGGAGACGCGUGCGUGGUGGGGACCAUCAACCCAGAGCUCUACAAGUUCCCAGGGGACAAAAGUGAGACCAACUUCCCCGAGGGCUGCCUGGGGCGGCUGUGGUUCUCCGUGGAGUACCAGCAGGAGGCGGAGCGGCUGCUGGUGGGUCUGAUCAAGGCGCAGCGACUGCAAGCCCCCUCUGAGAGCUGUAGCCCCUUGGUGAAGCUCCACCUGCUGCCCGAUGAGCGCCGCUUCCUCCAGUCCAAGACCAGACGCAGAACCUCCAGCCCACAGUUCGACGAGCACUUCAUCUUCCAGGUGUCCAGCAAGAGCGUCACCCAGAGAGUGCUGAGGUUCUUGGUGUACCACGUAGACAGGCAGAGGAAGCACCAGCUCCUGGGUCAGGUGCUGUUUCCCCUGAAGGAGAUCCUGGAGAGAGACGGCCAGUGCAUCAUCUGGAGAGACCUGGAGGCCGAGAGCCUGGAGGUACAGCCUCCCUCCGAAUUUGGCGACCUCCAGUUCUGCCUCAGCUACAAUGACUGCCUGAACCGCCUCACGGUGGUUGUGCUUCAAGCCAAGGGUCUCCGGCUCCAGGAGGAUGCCAGUUUUGUCAGUGUGUUUGUCAAAGUGUCUCUGAUCAACCACAACAAGUUUGUCAAGUGCAAGAAGACUUCGGCCGUGCUGGGCUCUGCGGACCCUGUGUACAACGAGACCUUCAGCUUCAGGGCCGACCCCACUGAGCUGGACACGGCCAGCCUCAGGCUGACAGUGCUGCAAAGCGCGGAAGGGGACAAGAGCCACGAGCUGGGCCGGGUGAUGGUGGGCCCCUACAUGUACACCCGCGGCAAAGAGCUGGAGCACUGGAACGAGAUGCUUAGCAAACCCAAGGAGCUGGUGAGGCGCUGGCAUGCGCUCUGCCACACCACGGAGCCCUGACCUGGGUGGGCAGGGACCUCGGGUCUGCUUUACAGCCAGGCGUGACAGCCAUAGGCUUGGACACUGCAUCCAGCAUUGCACUGGGCUGCAGGGUCAUGAAUGCUGUUGUGCAGAAGAGAAGAGGGGACAAGAAAGCCCCGGCUGGGGCAGCGGUGUGGCUGGUGGGUUACACCUCUCCAGCCUGAGAGGCCCUCGCAACUCACUCCAUCCUUCUUUACCCGUGGGACUGCCUGGGCUGAGAAUCCUGGCUCCUGGUCAUCCCAGUCACGACUUAGAUCAGAAUCUCAGGUGUUCAGAAGAAAUAUUCUCCUUAGGGACAGCAUAGCUGUGUAUGCUGUGUGGAAGUGCCGGGUAAGCUUGGAAAGCUGAUAAUGGGUCGCUUCUCAGCCUACACUGUUUCUCAACUGUGGUUUAUCUGCCUUCUGCCUGGAGGCAAAAACAGACUGCUCUGCAGGAAAUAAUGAGGGUCGGAGGAGAUGCCUAAAGCGCUUACUUCAGUUGGUCUACAAUAAAAAGCACAGCCUGAGAACUGGGUUCGGCUUGCAUGUUUGGGAUCAUCCCAGGAUGCUCGGGCAGCACAGUUUGGGAGAGCGAGCUCUCAGGGAUCCAGACUCUCUAUAGCUUCACACCUGCGGGAGAAUGCCGUGAGCAGCUGCACUGGUACCCAGUGGUGGAGAGGUUCUCAGCCUCCGCUCCCUGGGCCAGAUGAGAAGGGCCUAACUUGUGCAUUAGGUCCCUCCCCAGGGCUGUGUCUAAUCCUGCCCCAUAUCAUGUCAAGUCUUGCCCCCAGCCUACCCUCCCCAAGACCUCACACCGCUGGUCUGCUGCUGAUUUCUGUGUCUCCCAGGUUAGCGUUCAGCUCCUGGGGCUCUCACUUAAGGCAAGAAAUGGUGAAAGCUCGCAGCCAAAGCAGGGCCCGCAGAGCUGAGGGCUUUUCUUUGUAAACCUAGCCGUUCUGUCAUGAUUACUGUGUUGUGGUAGGUGUCGGUGUAAAAUUGAUGAAGAUGGAAGUUCCCACAAACCACCAUCAUCAACUCCCCAUAAAGCUGUACUCAAGGUCACCGGCAGCCCUUGGGCUGGUCACUGUUACUUAAUGGGCAGUUUGUGUUUUCACCUCUGUGCUACUGAACUUGCAGAUUCAAGCCCCAUUACUGUAUAAGUAAAGCAAUACUUAAAACAGUAAGUAUCAUCUCUUACACACUGAAACAACUUCAGCAAGAGAAUGUAGUGACUGUUGCCCUCGGUCUGUGCCUCUUUGAUGGCACUUUCAAUCUCUGUCAAUGCACUGAUACAAGCUUUGCCCGACAGUGGUCCGUAUGCAGUACUUUGUGUUUGCUUUUCCUUACUUAUUUCGUGUGCACAUUUUCAAUGUAGUCCACACUCCAGGAAUUUCUAAUAGUGUCAGGGCACACAUGUAAUAGGCAUUCUCUAUGUGUUUGUAUAGCCAGCUACUAAAACGGAACUGUUCCCUUUUCACCUGGAAUCCUGAGACCAUAGGUGCCAACCAUCCCCAUAUUUCAAGGGGAGGUUCAUGCCUUUCCACAGCCACUUGGAAAAGUUGGUAAGUGUCCCCUUCGCAUGGACGGGUAUGUUUGACUCACAGUUAAAAAAUCUCAGUGGCAAGAGACUGGCAGGCUCUCUGCUCUGAUGGGGAGGUGAGAGAUGCUGUAUUGGGUUGGCCACUGUCUACAGACUACCAUUGAAAACUACUAUUAGCUAGUCUUUCUU